This is a messenger RNA of Marchantia polymorpha subsp. ruderalis, 3916 nucleotides long. Lineage: Eukaryota; Viridiplantae; Streptophyta; Marchantiopsida; Marchantiales; Marchantiaceae. The record is from the annotation of a GenBank genome assembly.
GCCUCGGCCGAGAGGGAGAGAGAGAGAGGUCUGGCGCUUGCUUCAGCAGGACUUCUGCAAGACGAUCUGACAAUGUGCCUUGAAGUGGGCUUGUGCAUCAACCUGCGCAUCUGAGAGGGCAUUUAGAUUCUACGGAAGGAACACUCUCUCUUGGAAACGCUGCAGCACGAGGGACGGAAACUUCUAUGCAUGCUCUUCCGCCGCUGCUUCAGAUCAUCGAAGGGCAUGCACACCGUCGUCUUCCCUCCAUCAACUGCGAAAUAAGCCCAUGGUCCUCAGAAAGUCGUCAUGAUCUUGCAGGUCCAUCUUCCUUCUUUUCUGUAACAAGUCGCCAAUUUCCGCUCUGAUGGUGGCAGGCAGUCACACGCUCGUCAGAGACGAGCGUCGUCGUUUCGUAUACGGUUCAGACAAUUGCGACGCCGGAUUCUAACCAUGAGCAACCAGUCUGAAGAUUUGCAUCAGUAGUGUACGACCCGGAUGUGCUGGAGUCUCCCCGCGACAGUUGCACGUGCCAACCCGGACGUAUGGCGGUAUACUAAAUGAAUGGCAUGCUUGGCAUACUCUCCGUCUGGGCUGUGGAGUCUGGCUGAGCAGCAUCGUCCGCAGGAAUGUCUGGGGUUCAGGGUAUAGGAGCCUUGAGCUUCGAUGACGAAGAUGCAGCAGAAACCGGCGCGCCGAUUUUGAAUGCUGUGAACUGAUCUCCUGUCAUUUCUGUACGAGCUGCCUCGAGGAGCUGCGAUGGAACACCAGUCUGCUUUACCGGGAUCGCCUGACCUUGUGGAAAAGGCUUCCGAAACGUAUUCAGAAAAUAUUAUUUUGUACGUCUCUGUUUCCGCCAGUCUCCCCGUGAUCUAUGGACGGUUCGAAUAGGAUCGGUAAUCUUUCAACAAUUGAGUGCUGGAUCGAAGUGGCUUGCCAACUUGCUGGCCGCCAUCGAGACAUCGAGAUGUGCUUACCUGCUGCUGGAAUAUUGUACGUUGUCAAACAAGGAGACUCUCCCUACAGGUAUGUGAACGCCAGACUGACUGUGGAUGAUCACUAAAACCUCUAUCGAAUUUGACGUGGUGCACUCUACGUUGGGAUAUCGAGUUUUCAAGAUGCCCGUCACCAUUGAGUAUUUAUAGAUCAUACCAGUUGACAGAUAUUCAAAUCGGUGGAAGUUGAAAUCAUUACGUGCCUAAUUACUCUUAAGUGAUUCCUAGCAUCUCUAUCCUGCUAUUAUUUUUAUUUUCAUGGCGAAAAUCCUACGUGCGAGAACGACCUUAGCUUCAUCAAUUUGGCCUUCUACCCCACCAUGUGCAUUCAUAUGCUUUCUGUUGUGUAGAAGAAUGUGGUGCAUCACAUCGAAGUUUAGAUUGGUCUGUUGCAUGCCUCAUAACUCAAUUUGUUUAAUGCAGUUAAACCUACCCUACUUCGAAACAAAAUGGUUCCUAUCGAGUAAGAAUCUACACGAACAUCGCUUUUACCCUGGUUACCGUUAGCGGAACAGAUAGUACGUCAUAAUUGUGGUAAAUUGCUGAAACCGAGUCAAUUUCUCCAAUAUUGGCAUGAUAUCCAUAGUCGGGAAAUUGGUGUCAGGAAUCCUUUGCAGCCUUUUACUCAUGUUGCCCUACUUUGACGACAUACGAGAAUGCUGAAAUCAGUCCCAGCCAUAAGAAUAUUGAUACCUAGAUGAGUUUGUACAACACAUUUAUCAAUAUCCGGGAAUUACUUGAUUUGUAGUAGAAAUACAAACGAUCGCAAUCCAGCAGUAAAAGCGCAGAUCAAGAAAGGGCAGCUCCAUUACCCAGAGUCGCAGAUCUCUACAAUUUCUCACAUUGCCCUUACUUGAUACAUACAAUCUUGCAAUACAGAUGGAACAAGAUUCCAAGAUGGAGUUUUGUUUGUGUGUGGAGUCUUGCCCUAAUGUCUGUAGCGCCACGCAGUUGGCUGGAAAUCUGCUAGGAUCUAGGACCUUCAAGACGCAACGGCAGAGGCGGCUGGAUCAGUAUUGGGGAGUAGAUGUGGCUCAAAUGCGGAACAUACGGCAAAUAUACUUGGCAAAUUUGUCGGAAAGCGAAACAUAACUUCAAGAGCCUGUCAACACUUGCACGAGGCAAAACCUGUUUAGAUGAGGAGAAAAAAAGGAUUGUGGAGAGAUUGACCUUCGUAUAUUUUGACGGUGAUUCACGACAGGUUAAAAUGAAAACGAUCUCCCGGAAUGGAAAAGAGAACGUCAUUCAGGACGGCAGGCCUGAAAUGUCUAAUCCUUUGGAUGAGCUACUAAAGUCCCUCGGAUCAAGCUCGCCGGAAGGUCAGAUUAGUCACAACAGUUCACAGGAGCAGUUGGCAUGUCCAAGUUUUGAAGCAAGAUAUGUUUGUUCAAAUUACAGACAAGUUUUGCCAAGCACCGCAGAUAUAUUAAGGUACUUCAAAGAUCUGCCAUCAAAACCUUCUCGAGUUGAGGUUGUUGAUGAAUUCAAAAGGCCUGAUCCCUCAAUCUCAUUGAGCCAGUUAUAUUUUCCAUCGAAGAAGCAUGUAGAUUCGUCCAGUGUCCAGAAAAUCCAGGAGCAGAGCGGCGACGAGUCUCAGCCCGUUGGACCUACCAAGAUCAAUCGCGGAAAAAUGUUGCCAAAUACUGAUCUCUCUCGCCUUGAUAGCACCAGCUUAUUGAAAAACCUAGAUGCAGCACUGGCAGAUAUAUCGCGCUCAGCCAAUCCCAUGGCUGUGCCAUCAAAGAAAGAUCGCCAGUGUUUGGAAAUGGAUUCCGCGAAGAGAAGCAAAUCGCUACUGUUUAAACUUCCAACACGCGAAAAGCCAUCAAGGAAUCAAAAGAGUAGUGGAAGAGCAGUAAAGACAGACACAGCAGAAGACCUCUCCUCUUCUAAACACGAUAAGUGUUCUCAUGCUCUUUGCAGUGGAUACUGCAGUGAAGAAUCAAGCAAUCUCAGUUCGGCUUCUGAUGAUCGUGCAGAGAACCCUAGCAUGUUCAUCACUCUAAUGCGAAAAAAGCAGGAAAAUGUUAGCAAUGUUUUGGGAAAGCAGUCAGGAGAGAUCUCUGGUUUACAUCUUGGGGACAGCAAAAGUCUUCUUUCUGCUGCGCAUUUUUCUGCUCGGUCGAGUGAACAGCCUUCUCGAGUUGAAGCUUGUGAAACAAAGCCGAAGGAUCUGUUUGGCCAUUUGGAGAUUGCUGGUUUGGAAGACUCUUGCAAUCCACUCCAAUCUAUCCAGUCAGGUCAGAAUCCACUGUUGAGCUGCGAAAAGCUAGGACAAUGGAUGGACAGUUUAGCAGGUUCAUCGACUGCAUCGUAUAGAGCAAAACCCGGAGACCUAGAAGCUUCACCAUGUAGGCAAAGGGCGUCUAGUAAGAGUAAGACAGAGAUUUGGUGGCAGAGUACAGAUCAGAUUCCUAAUUAUUUGUCAACCAGGUCGCUGGGACCAGCUUUACCUGACUACGGCAGUAUAUGGACGCAGGUUGAUGAUUACUCUGAUUCUCACGAGCAGUCGCCAUGCGUCAUAUCUAGUUCAGAGAAAAGUGAUUUCUCUUGCAGUCCAGAGAUUUCUCUGUCUUCCUCUACUAGAAUCUCUUCAUUUGAUUACUCUUGCAGUUCACUUGAUCCUCUGGCUUCUUCCACAAGGCUUGCGAUGUUGAAAGAUCCUUGUGCCUCAACUCAAACUUUGGAUUCCACCGGAAUUAGAACCUGAAGCACAUUUCUUGCACAGGCUGCGAGUACAGAUAUUGUAGAAAAAUCGGAAUUAUGUGCCGGAUUCUUGACCAAGUUUCCAUCUAUGUGCCAUUGGCUCCUGACUUUUGCAAAGUCGAGCUCAGAGAGAACAAUAGAUAUUAUGGAGUGAGAAAAAUGGACGAAAUUGGAGAGACACGUAUUGUUCUAUUCCACUUUCUCGGCCAUAUUAGUAUCAUUUGUAUUCUUUCUAC